Messenger RNA from Cordyceps militaris CM01, 1998 nucleotides. Its product is annotated as C2H2 transcription factor. Gene Ontology annotation, biological process: regulation of transcription by RNA polymerase II. Bases 1 to 1998 code for a protein of 665 amino acids. Gene Ontology annotation, molecular function: RNA polymerase II cis-regulatory region sequence-specific DNA binding; DNA-binding transcription factor activity, RNA polymerase II-specific. NCBI's taxonomy places the organism in Eukaryota, Fungi, Ascomycota, Sordariomycetes, Hypocreales, Cordycipitaceae. The transcript has 2 exons. The record is from RefSeq and is a predicted model, not a curated record.
AUGGCCGCUACCUUCCGGCCAGUGAAUCCUCUGAAUCUCACCGACUACCACAGACACCCAAGCGCCAUCAUGACUUCGUCCCCAGCCACGCCCCGCCCUAACACGGCGCCUCAAUCACAACUCGACAUGCCGAAAGACGUUGGAAAGACACCAACAAGAGUCACCUUUGGUGUCUCUAACGAUGCUCAUAACCCUCAACACGAACACCCCGAAAAUGCAAACUCCUCCUCAACGACAUCGCCGAACAGAGACUCGAUGGAUGUUGAUAUGGAAGACUCGGAUAACGAAGCGGGUGGCGAUGACGGCGGAUCUGACGGUGAAAGUCUAAAUGGGGAUGGAACUAAGUCCAAGAAGAAGAAGUCGCAACGCUUCUACUGCACCGACUAUCCUCCCUGCAAUUUAAGUUUCACCAGAAGUGAGCAUCUUGCCCGUCACAUAAGAAAACAUACUGGAGAACGUCCGUUUCAGUGCCACUGUUCACGUCGCUUUUCUAGACUCGACAAUCUUCGCCAGCACGCGCAGACUGUACAUGUCAACGAAGACAUUCCCAACGACUCCCUCGCCGCCACCGGUUCUAGAUUCCAGCGUCAAAUGCGCACCGAUAGAGUUCGGCAGGCUGGCAACAGAGCCCGAGCAUCAACCAGCGGCAGCGCUGGUGGACCCUCUCGCGGCCACUCCAAGUCACUAUCGACAUCCAGCAUCAACUCGAUAGGCUCGAUAGGCUCGUCGUAUGGAAUUCCGAUGCACGCAGAUCGCCGCCGGCCGCCACCUCUUGUCAUGUCGGAUCCACGAUCCCGGAUGUCAGUUGAGUCAUACCGCAGUGGUGUUGAAAGCAACUACUCCUACAGGCCUCAUUCUCCCAGCGACUUCAGCACUCCGACGUCAGCCGGCUUUUCUACCGCCCAAAGUAGUCCACGCUGGCCCUCUGGCGUGGGAUCUCCGACAACCUCAGCACAUUCACACUCUCGGUCCCAAAGCAUGUACAUGCCUGACCACAGAAGUUCAGCACGCCGCCUAAGCGUGCCCUCUGGUGUUGCUCCUUUCCAGUCCCACGGACCCCCUCCUCCUGGUCGCCUCUCGUUUGGCCCAGCGCUCGUAAACAGCUCGAAUGCCGGCGCCUUCUCACCGCCAAAUCACAACUCUGUCCCUUCCGUUGCGGGACACCCCACAGGGUGGUCUGGCCGCCGCGACAGCACUUCCAGCAAUGGUCCAGAUGAUGGCUGGCGCAGACGCACCUGGCAUCCAGAUAGCCGCAUGUUAAACGGUCAGCAGCCGCCGCUCAAUGCACAGUCCGCUGUUCAUCCGAACCCUCCACCACCCAUGGCCACGCCGGCCAAUACACAGUCCAACUUGCGACUACCUGGAAUCGAAUCUUUCGACCCUCUUCCGCAACGCCCGCCGACGCCGCCCCGGCGCACUCAUUCCCCAAUGGCUGUUGAUCCCGAGACCUACCAGCGUCGUAUGCCCAACGCACAGCUGGACGCUAUCCCCGUGGAUGAUCGCCGCAACCUGAACAUGUACGAUGCUAGUCUUCAGCGUGGUAUCAACCGGCUUGAUAUUGGGCACCGCACUCCUCCAACUGACAGCGCAGGCAGCUGGGCUGCUGAGGCGAAUAAGGCAGUUCAAGCCCAAGGCGAGCGUGUACAUAGCCAUGUUCGCUUCGAGGAGCCACCGCGUGAGCGUUACGGCCCACCCCCAUCGCGUUCUCUUCACCAGCAUACUAUGUCAGCUCCAUCGUUUGCGACAAGUCGGGAUACUAAGCGCCAUGGCUGGUACAAUGGUCCUACCGCACAACAGAGGGAAGGUCCGCCCACGCAGGACAACAGAGCCGCGCAAGUUGACAAGAUGGAGCAUCCCAACUUUACUGCAUUCUCUGGCUUCCCUGCGCGAGAACAGCAGCCGCCGGCUCCACAGCAGCAGGAGCGUCCUGCCAACAGCCGUUUUGACGCUCUUGUUGCUGUUGCCACUAACGAGAGCACCACAGCCACAGCUUACUAA